AUCACUAAUUUAUCGAUAUUUUGUUUUGACAUUUCAUUGAAACAUUUAUCGGUGUGUGCUCAGCUUUGACAACCUUUCUUUUCCCUCUUUUGUCUCAUACGAGCAAGACGAAAUGGCGGCCCAUAAAACUUUCAGAAUCAAGCAAAAGCUUGCCAAGAAAUUGAAACAAAAUCGUUCGGUACCUCAAUGGAUCCGCUUGCGUACAGGCAACACCAUUAGAUACAACGCCAAGAGACGUCACUGGAGACGCACCAAGUUGAAGUUGUAAAUUUUAUGCUACCCUGGAUUAGAUUCUCAUAUAAUGAGAAUUCAUUUUUAUGUAGUGUUUACAUCUUCAAUAUUCGUAGUGUUUUUUGAUGUAUGAGUUUAAAUAUGUAUGUUAAUAUACACAGAAUAUCUUGGAAAAAAAUAUAAAAAAUAA
This is a messenger RNA of Calliphora vicina (urban bluebottle blowfly), 421 nucleotides long. It is a transcript of the gene RpL39, whose product is annotated as ribosomal protein L39. Gene Ontology annotation, biological process: translation. Gene Ontology annotation, cellular component: ribosome; cytosolic large ribosomal subunit. Bases 113 to 268 code for a protein of 51 amino acids. Lineage: Eukaryota; Metazoa; Arthropoda; Insecta; Diptera; Calliphoridae. The transcript is spliced from 3 exons. The record is from RefSeq and is a predicted model, not a curated record. Gene Ontology annotation, molecular function: structural constituent of ribosome.